AUGCUGUCGUUCAAAGGACUUGUGGCGAUCUUAUUCGCGUCUCUGUUCGUCAGCAAUGUCGAAUCUCUUGCAAGUACGGAUACCAUCACCUGGGGUGGUGACAACAGCCGCUCAGUANACCACAACAUGGACCCCUCGGUUGUCGGAAGCGACUCCUUCGGUCAACUCUGGAGAGCGGCACUGCCAGGCAACUUCCAAGGCAUCGGCGCCGAACAAAUCUUCUCUCAACCUCUCGUCUACACUUUGAGCGAUGGCAUCCAAUAUGUUUACAUUGCCACUACUCAGAACAAUCUCUACAAGAUCAAUGCGAAAACUGGAGAUAUCAUUGCUUCCAGAAACAUGCAUGUACCAUUCUUGACUGCUGAUCUUGAUGGUUGUGUUGACAUCAAUCCCACGGUCGGUGUGACGGCGACUGGCGUGAUUGACCCUGAUACUGGCAUCUGGUACCUCACUGCAAAAACCUACAGUGACGCCUUCCAAAACGGCGCGUUCUCGAAGUCCAGUCCACCGGGUCGUCUCAACGGUCGCUACUACUUCCACGCCAUCAACACCGCCGACUUGUCCGAAGUCAGCGGCUUCCCAAAACUGAUCGAUGGUCUUCAGUUCCGUAACAACCCCAAUCGUAUGUUCAUUGGUGGUAACCAGCACGCUCGUCCUGGUAUGCUUCAGGUUGGAGACUUCAUCUACACAGGAUGGGCGUCUCACUGUGUCAAGUGGAACUUCACUGGAGCCGUCAUCGGUUUCCACCGUACGACUGGUGCCAUUGUCGAAUCUUUUGCCAUGGAAGGUGGCCCUGAGGCAAACACAAUCCCUGGUGCCGGUGUUUGGAUGUCUGGUGGUGGUCUUGCAUACGACGGCAAGGGCAGCAUGUUCCUUGCUUCGGGCAACGGUUAUGCAUCGCAACUUAGCGCAACUGGAAACUCCCUUCCGNGCCGUCAGCCUCCUACUUCUCUGGAAGAGGCGGCUGUCAACUUUGCUAUUGGUUCGGAUGGCAAGCUUACGCCUGUCGAUUUCUUCAUGCCCUGGGAAAAGACACAGCUCGAUGGUGCUGACAAGGAUCUGGGAACCAGUCCUCUUGAGCUCUUGCCCACAGACGUCUUCAAGUGCAAGAACGUGGCUCGAAUGGGCGUCGUAACUGGCAAGUCUGGAAAGACCUACUGGCUGAACCUCGACAAUCUUGGAGGUUACCAGAUGGGACCCAACAAGCUCGAUGCUGCAGUCCAAGUCACACAGAACGAGAACUCAGUGUACGCUGGUGCAGGUGUCAUGCCACUCGGUGGUGGAUACAUCUACAUCAACGUCAUUCAGUACCAGACCCAUGUCUUCAAGUUCAGUUGCUCGGCUAGCGGCGAUCCUCAGUUCACACUCGUCUCGAACACUCCUGAGAAGAACGCUUACAUUCUGGGUGUUGGUCAUGGUACGACUACUUCAUUGAAUGGCCAAGAAGGCACUGGUCUUCUUUGGACCACAGAUGUUGAGGGCCUCAACUUGAGAAUUUACAAUGCAAUCCCUCCAUCGGACGGUGGUAACUUGCAGCUCAUCAAGUCUUUCAACAUUCCUGGUGUUACCAAGUUCUCUCGCCCCGUGUUUGGAAACGGUAUCGCCUAUGUUGGAACCACUCAAGGCUAUCUCUAUGCUUUUGGCUCUCCUGUCAACCUCCCUCUCAACUGCUCCUCACCAUACACACUGCCAAACACGGCAAUCGGCAAUGUCUCCGACCCUAUCACCAUUACUUGCAAAGCGAACAUCGGUCUCACUGUGAACAGUGUGUCAUUGACUGGCAACGCCAACUUCAAGAUUGGCAGUGUGGCCACGCCUCUCACUCUCACUGCUGGUCAGACAUUCAGCCUCAAUGCCACUUUUGCGCCUACACAGGUCGGUCUGCUGUCCAGUGACAUUCUAGUCAAUACUACAAACAGUGUCGCAAAAUACUCUAGUUCUGUGCCCGUCACUUUGAAGGGUACUGCAAACUCCAAGAAGCCGCUGCUGGCCAUUGCACCCAACACUGUCUCGUUCAACGUUAUCGCUGGCGGACAAAUCGGCGGCACCACUCAAUCCUCGCUCUUCAGCAACCGCGGAGAUGGCCAACUGACAGUUAACAACAUCACUUGGUCUGUCACCAGUGAGACUGGGCCCUGGAUCCAGCCCAACAUCAGUGACAGUGGCGACGUUCAAGUCGGUUUCUUCACAUUCUCAAACCUUCCUACUACCAUCGAUCCAAACAGUGUCGCUACUGUCAACAUCAAUUACAACCCUGGCACGACUGGUAACCACGCCGUCUACGUCAAGGUCAACACGGAUGGUGGAUCCAGCUUGCUUGAUGUUGUCGGUCGUGCCGGAAGCAAUCCAUCCGCAUUAAUAGAGUUUCAAACUGCGGAUGGCUCUGACUGGGUGACUUAUCAGCCUGGUGUGCCGUUCAACUUCGGAAAUGUCCUGGAAGGCCAGACUCGCAAUCUGAAGAUGCGCGUCACGAACAAUGGCACAGGUUCGGCAGUACCUCUAUCAUUGACUGUCUCGAAGCCUCCCUACGGAGUUCCUGGUAUCAUUCAAGCAGUCAACACUAUUGAUCUUGCCGAAGGAACGCUUCUUCAAGCAAACGAGAGCCAAACCGCCACGCUUUACUGUUCCGUCCCAAAAUCUCAGGUCAACAUCCCUAGCUACUAUGGCAAUGCUACUUGGACCAUCAACACGGGUGAUCCCAACAUGGGCAAGCAAAUAAUCCAGUUCGCUUGUAAUGCUGUCGCUGAGCAAGUUGGCCCCCUUCUUGCAAAUGGUACUGCACAAUACAGCUAUGUCGGCUGCUUCAAAGAGAAUAACCCAGGAAGACAAUUGGCAGUGAAUCCGCUGACCAGUAAAAACAUGACCAACGAGAUGUGUCUCACCAAGUGUGCCUCCCUGGGAUACCUGUUCUCUGCUACUCAGUACAUGCAAGAAUGUUGGUGUGGAAAUGCACGCCCGCUUCAGAUGGACCUGAACACCGACUGCAACUUCAACUGCGGCGGCAACGAGAACCAAACUUGUGGUGGUAGUGGUUACACCAACCCUGGGUCUCACAUGUCGCUCUUCGCUGACUCUACGCGCUUUGAUGGUAACACCUCGACACUAGCUACGUCUAUCGUUCCCUCAUACAACGGCUACAACUACAUGGGCUGUUACGCUGAGACGGGUGGCCGAACCAUCAACGCUGCGAGCUUGAACACCAAUGACAUGACUAUUGAGAAGUGUGGAGCUUACUGCAUCGGCAAAGGCUACUCCUUGUUUGGUGUCGAGUACGCCCAAGAAUGUUACUGCGGUAAUACCAUCGCCGCCUCUUCAACGGUUACAGUCGACAGCAAAUGCAGUAUGACUUGUAAAGGAAGCAACGCGGAAUUCUGUGGUGCUGGAUCCUUGAUGAUGCUUUACGGUCGGAACGCAGCCUCUGCAAGCUCCUCGAGCAUGAUUAGUUCUUCGAGCACGUCCUCGAGCUCUGGAACCUCGACUUCGGCCUCUAUCAGCGUCACAAGCUCUUCGGUCAUCUCGUCAACUACCACGUUACCAACGUCCGUUUUGAGCAACUACACCUACAUGGGAUGUUACAAUGAGACACAUGAUCGUCGCGCUCUCAAUGGAAAUAGUCGCUCCGGGUCUACCAACUCUCUGGAGUCUUGUGCCACUUUCUGUUCUGGAUAUGCCUACUUUGGUGUCGAAUAUGGAGCAGAAUGCUAUUGUGGCGCAGCCAUCUAUGCCAACUCUAUCCUUCAAAGCGAUGAGACCGGCUGCAGUGUGGCUUGUGCCGCCAACUCGUCGCAAAAGUGUGGCGGUGCUGACUUUNUGAACAUAUACUACACCAACGUCACAUCAUCGACGACCAGUACCACAACGAGCAGUGCUUCGAGCACUCCGACCGGACCUGUCAUCGUCCAGUCUAUUGGCAGCUAUUCAUACAUGGGAUGCUACACAGAGGCUACCACCGGCCGAGCUUUGACUAGCUUGAACAAGGCCAAUUCCUCUGUGAGCGUUGACUUCUGUGCUUCGUACUGCUCUGCGUACAACUACUUUGGAGUCGAGUACGGCAAUGAAUGCUACUGUGGAAAUGUCAUCCAGACUGGAUCUGGACCUACUACCGAUGGGCGCUGCAAGAUGACUUGCGCUGCAAACUCCACUCAGAUUUGUGGUGGUGCUAAUGGUCUGAACAUGUACCAGAAGGUCUCGAGCUCCUCGAGCUCUUCUAUCUCAAGCUCUUCGACCAUUUCGAGCUCUUCAGCCACCUCGAGCGUUGCAAGCACAUCUACUGUGACAAGCUCCGGAAGUUCUACAAGCGCUUCGGUAAGCUCGACCACGGCUUCUUCGUCGAACAGCGUGAGCGCCUCUAGUACUGUAUCGACUUCGGUAUCGGCCUCUGCAGUACCUUCUGUCGUUGCUGGUGUCUCUUUCGCCGUUGAGAAGGACACAAAGUAUUCUGGCACCGUCAUCAGCAACCUCAGCAGAAAACGAGCAGUUUCCGACCUCAAUUCAUGCAUGACCACCUGUGCGAAUAGCGCAGUCUGUGUCGGUACGGCAUUUGAUGGUUCUAUCUGCUCAUACUACAGCUCCAUUGACUCCAACAGCAAAGUCACUGUGGUUGGAACAACAUUUGCUACCGUUCAAGACAGAUCUGCCGCUUCUUCCAGCUCGACUACAAGUUUGUCGUCGACCUCCAGUGGCUCUACGACUUCGUCAGUUGUGUCAUCGACUUCUUCGGUUGGUUCUUCCACGACCUCCAGCAGCGUUUCCACAACUUCUAGCAGUAGUUCAUCGACAUCCGUGACACCGACAGGACCUGUCGCCAAGCCUACUGUAGGCAGCUACGUCUACCAAGGAUGUUGGAAAGAGAUUGGCGGUCGUGCUUUGCAAGGCAAGUCAUUCUCCAACAGCUCCAACAGCCUGGAAUUCUGUGCCAAGUUCUGUGCCGGCUACACUUACUUUGCAACGGAGUAUUCUUCCGAAUGUUACUGCUCCAAUGCUGUCAGCUCGCUUUCUGGUCCCGCCACCGAUGGGCGCUGCAACAUGCUGUGUUCCGCAGACAAGUUCGAAUACUGCGGCGGACCUAAUGGGCUGAGCUUGUACAAGUACGACUCAACCAUCGCAUCCUCCGGCAGCUUGAUCUCUACUUCGUCGAGUCAAUCCAGCCUGUCAUCAACUCAAUCAUCCAGCACAGUCUCUUCCAGCAGUACAUCGACGACGAGCGCCUCGAUUUCAAGCUCAUCCGUAAGCAGCUCCUCGAGUAGCACGGUAGUGUCGUCUUCGGAUCCUACAUCGAGCCAGUCAAGUUCGUCUGGCACGAGUUCAACUGCAAGCAGCUCAAGCGUUUCGUCGACCAGCUCGUCCAGCGUGAGUGCAAGUGAUUCUGCAACUUCGUCAUCGAGCAGUUCCAGUAUCUUGUCCACAAGCUCGACAUCGGUCUCAUCGUCUUCGGCAUCUUCGUCGGCUGAUACAUCCUCGUCGGCUUCAUCGUCGUCAACAUCAUCCUUGUCAACAUCAUCCUUGUCGGCUUCGUCCUCGUCGGCUUCGUCCUCGUCGGCUUCGUCAUCUUCGGCUUCGUCCUCGUCAGCCUCAUUGUCGUCGUCCUUAUCAUCUUCGUCGGCUGAUGCAAGCUCAACCAUAACGAGCAGUGCUUCGUCUUCAACUUCAGCCUCGACUACCUCCUCAUCUUCGACCGUGACCUCGCCUACGAUAAUCCCUACCGUCUCAGGCUACGCAGCUCAGGGCUGUUACAGCGAAGCCUCCAAUGGCCGUGCACUGACAUCUCGCUCCAUGGUCAACGCCACCGGCAUGACUCCCUCCAUGUGUGCCUCCUUCUGCUCGGCUUACGCCUGGUUCGGUGUCGAGUAUGGACAAGAAUGUUACUGUGGACCCUACCCUCGCGUGGGAAGUGCAUUGCAAUCUGACAACAGCACCUGCAACAUGCUGUGCCCUGGAGACAAGACUGCACACUGUGGUGCUGGCAACAGACUCAACAUGUACUACAGCAGCAACUCGACCAAAGCAUCCACGGACCCCAUGAAUCUGAACACCACUGGCGCUUACUCGUACUACUCUUGCGUCAAGGACAACACUCGCGCUCUGAGUGUUACUGCGGCAAGCGAUACCAUGUCUGUCGAUGCUUGCCAGAAGCUCGCUACCGCUGGAGGAUAUCUCUGGUUCGGUACCGAAUACGGUCGCGAGUGCUGGAUGGGCAACACUCUCGCCGCCGGCACUGCCAACGCUACUGCAACAGACUGCAACAUGGCAUGUGCUGGUAUGCCAGGCCAGCUGUGUGGUGGUGGUUCCCGGCUGUCGCUCUACAAGAGGACUGUCAACUAA
Messenger RNA from Aureobasidium uvarum, 6321 nucleotides. Lineage: Eukaryota; Fungi; Ascomycota; Dothideomycetes; Dothideales; Saccotheciaceae. The record is from the annotation of a GenBank genome assembly.